GUCUGGUUACGCGAGAGGCUUUGGGAAUUCCCCAGGAAAACACCUACGCAAACACACGGCCUUUUCUGGACAAACUGGGCAACAGUAAGCCGCUCACAAGGUGAGCAAUCUGUAGUUUUAUAAUGCUCCGGACAUGGAGGGAAUCUGAGGCUCGUGCGACAGCGCUUGCCGCUGUUGUUUGGGAAUUUGUCCAGAAAGAGCUCAUCUUGUUCCCCUAAAAACAAUCCUUCUGGAUAGAAGCGAAAACGGCGCAAGCAGAUAGCUGUUGGUCAAGAAAACAGUUUCUCUUAUUACAGCUGACAUCAUUUAAACGGGAGAUUCAUAUAUAAAUGGAGGGGACGCAAGAUAUUCACGGUGAAUCCCGAAGACAGAAUGCACGGCCUGGACCGAGCUACACUAUGGAGAAACGGGUCGCCGUGGACGCUGUUGCGGAGGACUGGUGUGACAGCGGGCUAGACUCUUUAAGCGGGGUCGGACUCGGUUUUGAGGGUCCCUACGGCACUUACACAGAGGCCGAGCAGAUGUGGGCACCUGAUCGAUCUAUGUCUAUGUCUCACAUACCUGACAAGUCGGACGAGUCCGACAACAGGGGCACCAUGGACUGCGUGUCGAUAGGCGGCGGAGAGAGGCUCGACUCUGCCAUCGGGGACUCGAUUAAUGAGGAUGCGGUGGUGGGGUGUCUCUCCGACGGGAUCGGCACCAUGAUCCUAAGCGAGCCCGCGGGAACAGACAGGCUGGCGGUCUCGGACACCGAGGAGGGUCGGCAGCGGAGAGAAGAACUCUUCAACACGCUCAACUUUCUGUCAGAGGACGGUGACACGGUACUUCAUUUGGCGCUGAUUCAUGAGCAGUGGGGUGUUGUUCAGUGCCUGCUUGAAGAAAUUGUGGUGGACAAGACCUGGACUCCUUAUCUGCACAUCCAAAAUGACCUGGGCCAGACCGCUCUACAUUUGGCAGUCAUAGUAGACCGGAGCGAGUGUGUUCGGGCGCUGUUGUGGAGUGGAGCCAGUGUUGAGAUCCAAGAGAGGGGCGGCAACACACCUUUACACCUGGCUGUCCGAGAGCUUCGCACAGAGUGUGUGAGAGAGCUCACCACCUGCCCACGGACCCCACCGGAGCACCUCAGCAUCACCAAUUAUUCAGGUGUUAGUGCACUGCACCUGGCUGUACAUCGGGGCAAUAUUGAUAUCAUCAAAAUGCUAUUGGAGGCAGGAGCAGAUGCCAAUCAACGAGAUUUGGGGUCAGGUCGGUCUCCAUUGCACUGGGCAGUGGAAGGUCAAAGGUCAGAGGUAGUGGAUUUGUUAUUGAGCGCCGGCGCAUUGGUGAAUCAGCGCUCGUAUGCAGGCCACACCCCGUACUACUGUGCCCUUUACAGACCCAACAAAGAGGUGCAGGCCCUACUUAGUGCCCAUGGGGCCACAUACAUACAGGGCGAUGAUGAAGAGGAGGAGUACAGAGAGAGUGAAGAGGAGGAGUUUGAUGAUGUCAUCAUUAAUGGACAGCGAGUGUUGUAGCUGUAAAAAAAAACAUGGACACUACUCUGCCAUUGAUUAGACCCUUUGAAAUCCAGCUGAACAAUUGUGGCAUCUGAGUGUAUUUGGUGGAGGCUAUUAUGUGUGUCUGUGUGUAUAUUUUGUUUUAAGGUACAGUAUGAUGUCAGUAUGCUGCUUCUGGUUCAAUGGAAUACAUAGCUAGAUUCUGUUAGUCAUGGAGGACCUUAGUUAUUUAAGCCUGACAUCACGCAAAGCCUUUUCAAAGCUAUAACAAUGGAGGCAGCUUUUUAUUUAGUAAAACCUCUCACUGGCUCAUCUUGUGUGUGGUCUAAAAUGGUAGUUUACCUAAAGAUGAAUAACCUGCUAUCAUUUACUCACCCUUAUGAUGUUUCAAACUUGUAUGAGUUUCUCUCUUCUGGGGAAGAUAGUUUUUUGCACACAGAAAAUGACAAUGACGAGUCCAAUGUUGUUUGGACAAUAUAUCAAAUCUUUUUUUGUGUUCGACAGAAGAAAUGAACGUCAUAAAGGUUUGGAACGACAUGAGGAGGAGUAAAUUAUGGAUGAUAUAAUUUUAGGGUGAACUAUCGCUUUAAGAGCCAAAUUUCCUGGAUGAUAACCGACACCUUAGGCUGCGUGCCAUGCAAGUAGCAUGGCUGUGAUACUCCCACUAGUGGGUAGAUUCGUUAUGUCCACAACAUGACAAUAGUGGCUUGCUUUCUUUAUUUUUAAAACUAAAUUAUUAGCCAGAUUUAGCUGCGAAAAUCUUGAAGAGAAAAUGAAUGGUUUUUAAUAAACUGCUUUACUUACUAUUACUGUUAAACCAACUAUUGGCUGUGUUUUUUGCGUGGAAUGUCACUGUUUUCAUAGUGACGUCCCAAUUGUCUUGUGUGUUUAGAGUGGAGAGUGUUUUUCUUCUUUUUUUUCCCCCACAUAUAUGGGUGUUGGGGUUGAAAUAGGUGACAAGAGGUGGAUAUCUGAAUUCGGAGAUGGAUAGUAGGUCCGACAGCGAGUAUAAACGAAAUGGAUAAAAAUUACAGACGUUACAGAAUUCUACAGUACAAAUGGCAACAAAUUCAAAACUGGAUGUACAGAAAUAGAAUUAGAGCUAAAUUCUUGAUCUAAAGAUGUUCAUACUCAACUAAACGCUUACAGUUGUAUUAUUUGAACUGUGAAGCAUCUAACAAACAUUCCAAAUUACAUGAAACGCAUGACAACACAAUUACUUUUUUGUCUUAUUAAAGCAUCUUAAAAUAUAUUUGAAAUAUAAUAUAAAAUACAGUAUAAUAUAAAAAAUAUAUAUGUCUGACAGACUGUUUUGUUUUCAAUUGUUACAAAAGUGGAGAAUGAUCUCCAUUCACUCACUCAUACAUGCUAUUGGGGCAUUAUGGUUGAGGACAUCUACAGUCACCUGUUUAUAGGCCAAUUUCACAUUUUCUGUUUGUUGGGGUGAGCACGAAAAGUUUCUCGAUGAUUGGUGCCCUCUGUUGGUAAUACAGACACUCCUUUGGAAAUCAGGGCUCCUAAUCGACUGGUACUUGUCCUCUGUGAGUUGACUGUAUAAUGUUGAGCAGAUGUCCUGUUUUAAAUUACAAGGUUAAUGAUUAUUCAUUCAUUGAGAAUAUGCCAUUCUAGAUGUAAAAAGAGAGAGGAGGGAGUAAUUAAACAAGUGUAGCCAUGUCUUAAACAAUGAGAGGUACGGUUGAUUUUAGGGGAAGCUGGAUUUGCAUUUGAAUAUUUCUAAUCCAUGUAUAAACAAACAUACUGCAGACAGAGUGAUGUAUUUGUCCUCUCAUCUGUACAUAUUUAUGUGUACUUGGUGAUGGGUGAAAUGACUGAAAAGCUCUUAGAAACCAUUCAAAUGGACAAUAAACAAUAAUGACGAUAA
Pimephales promelas (fathead minnow) is the source of this 3378-nucleotide messenger RNA. RefSeq names its product nuclear factor of kappa light polypeptide gene enhancer in B-cells inhibitor, beta (gene nfkbib). The record is from RefSeq and is a predicted model, not a curated record. Gene Ontology annotation, molecular function: NF-kappaB binding. Gene Ontology annotation, biological process: toll-like receptor 4 signaling pathway; cellular response to tumor necrosis factor. NCBI's taxonomy places the organism in Eukaryota, Metazoa, Chordata, Actinopteri, Cypriniformes, Leuciscidae. Gene Ontology annotation, cellular component: cytosol.